This is a messenger RNA of Tachysurus vachellii, 2063 nucleotides long. RefSeq names its product tripartite motif-containing protein 16-like. The transcript has 6 exons. NCBI's taxonomy places the organism in Eukaryota, Metazoa, Chordata, Actinopteri, Siluriformes, Bagridae. Gene Ontology annotation, molecular function: protein binding; zinc ion binding. The coding region runs from base 109 to 1782 and encodes 557 amino acids. The record is from RefSeq and is a predicted model, not a curated record.
CCCUCCCUCCCUCUCGCUGUCUCUCCCUCUCUCUCUCAUACACACACAGAACCAGGAAGUUAAUUUCAACAAAAACGAAACUCAUAGUGCUGCUCUGAGUUCAGGAAAAUGGCUGAGGCGAGUAUUUCAGUAGAUCAGGAUCAGUUCAUCUGUUCAGUGUGUCUGGAUCUCCUGAAGGAUCCGGUGACUCUCUCCUGUGGUCACAGUUUCUGUAAGGUGUGUAUUAAUGGCUGCUGGGAUCAGGAGGAUCAGAAGGACGUCUACAGCUGUCCUCAGUGCAGAGACACUUUCACACCAAGGCCUGUUCUACGCAGAAACAACAUGCUGGCUGAAGUGGUGGAGAAACUGAAGAAGAAGACUGAAGUUCAAGCUGCUUCUCCUGAUCACUGUUACACUGGACCUGGAGAUGUGGAGUGUGAUUUCUGCACCGGGAGAAAACACAAAGCCGUCAAGUCCUGUCUUGUGUGUGUGGCUUCGUUUUGUGAAACUCAUCUCAAACCUCACUAUCAAGUUCCUUCAUGGAAAAAGCACAAGUUAGUCGAAGCUUCUGGAAAUCUACAAGACAAGAUCUGCUCUGAACAUGAUGAAGUGUUGAAGAUCUUCUGUCGUUCUGACCAAAGCUUCAUCUGUUAUCUGUGUAUGACGGAUGAACAUAAAAGCCACGACACCGUCUCAGUUAAAGCUUACAGAACUGAGAAAGAGAAUGAGCUACAGGAGGAGCAGCUGAAAUUCCAGCAGAGACUCCAGGAGAAGCAGAAGAAGGUGCAGGAGCUGAAACAGGCUGUGAACACUAUAAAGCUCAGUACACAGACAGCAGUGGAGGACAAUGAGAGGAUCUUUACUGAGCUGAUCAGCUUCAUGGAGAAAAAGCGCUCGGAGGUGACGGAGAUGAUCAGAGCUCAGGAGAAAGCUGAACUGAGGCGAGCUGAACGACUCCUGGACCAACUGGAGCAGGAGAUUGAUGAUCUUCAGAGGAGAGUAACUGAGAUGGGGAAGCUUUCACACACACAUGAUGACAUCCAUUUCCUCCAGAGUUUCCAGUCUCUUCGUGUCUCUUCUGGACGUGACGACACAUCCAGCAUCACUGUCAGUCAACAUCUCUCAUUUGAUGGAGUGAAGAAAUCUCUCUCUGACCUGAAAAAGAGACUCGUGGAAAUCUUCCAGGAGGAAUUCAUCAACAUCCCUGGACGUGCUGCAGAACUUCAGAUAAUUUUACCCUCAGAACCAAAGAGUAGAGAUGAUUUUCUGCACUAUUUCUGUUCUCUGACUCUGGAUCCCAACACGACACAUCGUGAACUCAUUCUGUCUGAGAAGAACAGAGCAGUGACAGGCAGUGAGAGAGAGCAGCAGUACUCUGAUCAUCCAGAGAGAUUUAGCUCCAGGUGGCAAGUGUUGUGUAAGGAGAGUGUGUGUGGACGCUGUUACUGGGAGGUGGAGUGGAGCGGUGAUGUUGUGUCCAUAUCAGUCUCAUAUAAAGACAUCAGGAGGAAAGGAUAUAAUAUUGAGUGCUGGUUUGGACACAACAAACAGUCCUGGGGUCUGCGAUGUUCUUCUUCUUCUCUCUCUUUCUAUCACAACAACAUUAAGACUGAUCUCAGAGUUCCAUCAUCCUCCAGAAUAGGAGUGUAUGUGGAUCACAGUGCAGGAACUCUGUCCUUCUACAGCGUCUCUGACACCAUGAAGCUCCUCCACAGAGUCCACACCACAUUCACUCAGCCUCUAUACGCUGGGUUCUGGCUCUACUCUUAUGGAACAUCUGUAAAAUUAUGUGAUCCAAAAUAAAAUAUUAGCAAUAUGACUUUUUAUUUAUUAUUAAAACGACCAGUUCUUUUUUUUAGGUUAAGUUUAAUUGAAAUAAACAUCUGAUAUGAGUGAGUGUCUAAAUAUGUAAAAUACAACAGAAUUAACAGAAUAUUGUUUUUAAAUCUAUGAAUUAUAGUCACUAGUUACUUUAAGUGCUUGCAUGUCAUUUUUUAUUUUUUUACAUUUCAAACUUUUUUUUUACACUAAAAAAAGUGUAAUAUCAGAGUUUGAAAAUAUUAAAAUAAACAGAAGUAACGUGU